Molecule: messenger RNA, 4013 nt
Organism: Myxocyprinus asiaticus (Chinese sucker)
Lineage: Eukaryota; Metazoa; Chordata; Actinopteri; Cypriniformes; Catostomidae
Product: peroxisome biogenesis factor 2-like
Exons: 3
Coding region: 238-1212 (324 amino acids)
Biological process (GO): protein import into peroxisome matrix
Cellular component (GO): peroxisomal membrane
Molecular function (GO): zinc ion binding
Source: RefSeq, a predicted model, not a curated record
CGCACGAGAGUUGGGUUGCAUGAAGUGACUCCUCUCCCACAUGCAGUUCGUGAUUCAUGUUUGCCUCGCUAAAAUCUGAUUUUAAAGCCACAAAAUACGAUUGGAGGGAUGUGAUCUACGGCUCAGAGAAAAAUGCAAUUUUCAAUUGGCUCAACGGCUUCAAGGAGGGGUUAACUGAGAUAACCCGGAAACGAAGGAAGAAUAUCUCCUCGCAGACUCAGGACUGUCAGUCUUGCCAUGGUUACUGUCAACGAGUCUACAGAGGCAGCACACGCUGGAGCUGGAGUUGACAAGCCUUUCGCAGAGGCCGGCCCAAGCCAUUUAUCUCGGGUUUUGAGAAUCAGUCAGCUGGAUGCUUUUGAACUGGAUGGUGCACUGGAACAGCUUGUUUGGUCACAGUUCACCCAAUGUUUCCUGCAUUUCAAACCUGGGCUCUUAACCCCUGUGGAACCAGAACUGAAGGCCCUUCUCCAGCUUCUCUUGUGGAGGUUCACAGUCUACUCCAACAGCACCACUGUGGGCCAGUCACUGCUCAACAUCCGGUACAAGAACGCUUUGAUCUCGGGCCAAAAGUACAGGCCCAUGAGUCGACAACAGAAGCUCUGGUUUGCUCUUCUAACUGUAGGUGAAAAGUGGCUCAAAGAACGCUCUCAUAGCUUGUUCCUCAGCCACCCUGCAGAGUCCAAUAUGCACAAAGCCCGUAAAGCACUUGACAUCUUCUCAGGCCUCACCAAAGUGGCCAGCCUGGUCAACUUCCUUAUUUUCCUACAGAAAGGCACCUUUCCUACUCUGACAGAAAGGUUGUUGGGAGUGCAACCUGUCUUCAGCCGACCUCAAGGACCACGGGACAUCAACUUCCAGUACCUGAACCGAGAGCUUUUGUGGCAUGGCUUUGCAGAGUUCCUCAUCUUCCUACUUCCUCUCAUUAAUGUGUGGAAACUGAAGGCCAGUGUCUCUUCCCUGUUCUCCCCUCUGAAUGAGCUGAAAGGUGGAGACUGUUUGGAGGAGACCUACUGCACAGUGUGUGCCAUUUGCGGGGAGUGGCCCACCAUGCCUCAUUCCAUCGGCUGCAACCAUGUUUUCUGCUAUUACUGCCUCAAGAGCCACACCAUCGCAGACAUCUACUUCACCUGCCCUAAAUGUGGUGCAGAAACAGGGACUAUAGAGCCAGUCAGACUUCAGAUAGAGAUGACUGUGUUGCAUCAGAGUUGAGUUCCCAGAGGAAGACUAUGCCUCAAACAGACUGCUGAUUGACUUGAUCUCAAGUUUUCCCUCUGUAUGUGUAUUUCAAGUUGAACGUUUGAGUGUAUCACAGAGAUUGGUUGAUGAAAGCAUACGGCUCGUGCCUUUUUCUGAAAUGAGAGUAUUUGUCGCCAUGAAAUAUGCAGAAUUUUGUACAAAGACUGACUAGAGACAAACUUGAUGUAAAAUUCUAAAACAACAUCAUUUGUGUCACUAAUUUAUUCAUCCUCAUUAAAGUUUGAUCGAAACUGUGUAUCAGAGGUCCACUUUUCUGCAUUCUUGGAUGGAGUGCCGAGCAAAUGAAUAAACAUCAAAACAGCCCUUUGCUCGACUGCCUGCACGAUCCAAUUCCCCUCAUCCCCUAUGAAGUGAGAAAUUUGCACAAGAUCAAGGAGAGGCCAUGAUAGCACCAGGGGGGUGGUUGGGUUGGAUGCAGAUUGACAGACAUCCCGUCAUAAUCUCCUUGGCCCUUCUUAAGACACCAGUAAACUGGAACAAACCCGAGUAGGACCAAUGCAAGUUUCAGGCAUAUUAUGCACUAAGCGUAAUAAUGACUGAAAAAAUUGUUAUUUAUUCUGCUGUUAACUCUCUCCAGUGAGCCAUGCCUCAGGCCAAACAAACCCAAAUGGACUAAGGCCUGCUGGAAACUCUUAACAUAUCCCACCCCCAUCACCACUACCAUAUUGCCUUAACUGCCCAUUAUGAAGGCUAUUAGUCAGUUCUCUGGGCAUGAUGGGUCCUGUGUUUUGCUGGAUUUUGUAAGUGCUGUGCUGAAGUUUACUGUGACAGAAUUUACAACUGGGAAAGUGGCACACAUCUGCCCUCUUGUAAGUUUAUUCAUGUAUGGUCAAAUACACAGGACCACCAAGAAGUGUAGCUCUUACUAAAUGCAAUGCUAUCCUAGUUUACACAUGCUCUGGGUUAACAAAUGUUCAAAAGAUGUUUGAAUGUGAAACCAUAUAUUUAUAACCUUUGUUUUGUUUUUGUUUUUCAAAGGAUUAAAGGAAUUAGCCGCCACUGUUUUGGAAAUGUCCUCCAGUAAUGGUUGCCUAUUUAAAAUGUACACAACAUAUGGUUCUGUUUUUUUACGCAUAGAUCGGGUCCAAGCAUUUAACAUCUGUCCCUUAGAGUUGGUUUAUUUCAGAAAUAAACAAGCGUUUUAGGAUCAAAAGCAUUCAGAACAUUAUCUCGUAAAACGUUUUUAUCUCACCAGAUACACAAGAUUAUUGUAUGAUAUUUUUUAUAUAGCUGCACCAAGAAAAGAUUAAUGAAAUUUAAAGCAAGCACUCAUAUGACCCUAGAUUAUUUUGACAUUUGGUUCAUGUUAAUGUGUUAUCUAAACUUAUGAAUUGGUAACACUUUACAAUAAGGUUCCAUUUGUUAAAAUUAGUUAACAACUUUAGUUAACAUGAACUAACAAUGAACAAUACUUUUACAGAUUUUAUUAAUCUUAGUUAAUGUUAAUUUCAGCAUAUACUAAUAAUUUUUGGGCCCACGUUAUUUUAGGUGGCCUUAACUAUUAUGUACUUAACCAUUUGAUACAAUGCACUUAUUAUGUAUAUACAUGUUGUUGCAUUGUAAUUACAUUUAAAGUACGUGCAUUUCAUUACAUUUGCAGUUACACUGUUAACUUUAACCCUACACUUACUCCUAAAUCUACCCGUACCUCAACCUCAGUAGCAGCAAAUGAGGGAAUUUUAAAGAACAACAUGUAGUUACACAGUAAAUACAUAGUCUUGUAUGUAUUUAAUGUUAGUACAUAGUAGUUAAGGCCACCUAAUAUAAAGUAUGACCUAUUUUUUAUUUAUUUUUUAAUCAAAAGUUGUAUAUUUGUUAACAUUAGUAAAUGCACUAUGAACUAACAUGAAUUAACAAUGAAAAUAUUUAUUUUUAUUAACUAAUGAUAACAAAGAUUAAUAAAUGCUGUAAAAAAAAUAAAAAAAAUACUGUUCAUUGUAUGCUCAUGAUGCCUAAUGCACUUAUGUUAACACAUGGAAUCUUAUUAUAAAGUGUAACCAAUGAAUUAAAGGGAUAGUUCAAUCAAAAAUGAAAAUUCUGUCAUUUACUCACACUCACGUCGAUUUAAACCUGUAGGACUUUCAUCCAUGGAACACAAAAGAUGUCAGGCAGAAUUCACCAAUCACCGUUCACGUUCACUGUUCCUGCUCAUUACAAAAUUAUACAUUCUUGAUCCUUUGAUGUCAGGCAUCGAUUUCUCAGAUUAACAGGUUUAGAAUUAAAGCGCUUUUAGUCUGCGUAAUACCAGUACUUAGCCUUUGUAGCCAUUCUUUGCUUAAUUAAAUAGUAGUUUACAGUGAACUGAAAGACAUGCUCUUUGAAUGUUAGAUAUCUGGGUUUAAAUACAAUGUAUGGGAGCUAGUUUGUGUGUCCAUGUGUGAGUUAAGAAAAGGCGAAAAGAAAACAUAAAAUAAUACAUCCGAGAUAAAAUGCUUAAAGCAUUUCGUUGACGUCUUGCCAUACGCUCUAGAUUCCUCACUAAAUGUGAUCAUCUAAUGUUCAUAGUUAAAAAGCUAAUGUAACAGCUUCUGGACAAACUUAUCGUCAGUGGCCAAAUAUCUAUGUUUCUUCACUGUUGAAGGCAUUUGUACUCCAAACCAGGAAUGUAGGGAAUCAAUGAGAAAAAAAAGAUAUUAUAUAGAUAUCGACACCCACUGCUUUUUGCGUUACAGGAUACCUUUAAAAUGCAUAAUUGAACUAAUGCAUUGAAGAAUCAUCAUAAAUCCCAUAGAAGGGUUACACUUAGGUCUUCU